Messenger RNA from Williopsis jadinii, 3320 nucleotides. RefSeq lists its product as uncharacterized. Gene Ontology annotation, cellular component: chromatin; nucleus. Lineage: Eukaryota; Fungi; Ascomycota; Saccharomycetes; Phaffomycetales; Wickerhamomycetaceae. Bases 205 to 3270 code for a protein of 1021 amino acids. Gene Ontology annotation, molecular function: histone binding; ATP hydrolysis activity; nucleosome binding. The record is from RefSeq and is a predicted model, not a curated record. Gene Ontology annotation, biological process: nucleosome organization; regulation of transcription by RNA polymerase II. The transcript has 2 exons.
UUUCCGUUUUAGGAAGUCAACACGGCUUGUCCAAUAUGUCCAACGCAAUUUCGAUUCCUUUCCCAACUUCUUGUCUUUUUAUAAACACCUUUCAACUAAAUCACGAGUCCUUCUCAAAGAUCUUCAAUUGACAACGUCUACUGUUAGUGAAUAACAGAGCUUACAGUGUAUAACUCAGCCCAGAGAGACGCGUCUUUGAUCAUAAUGACCGACUCAAGAGAGACUUCUGAAGACGUUGAUAAUUCUGUCAAUUUCAAGGGCUUGAAUGAGAAGCAAAAGCACUACUUUGUUGAUCCAUCCAAGCCAAAGUUCAACGUUGAAGAGACUGCUAAGAGAUUCAAGUAUCUCUUAGGUUUGACUAGUUUAUUCUCCCAUUUCAUCAACUUCAAAGCUGAAAAGGAUCCCAAGUUCAAACAAGUUCUUGACAUCAUCGAGGGCGAGUCGUCAGACACAACAAAGAAGAAAUCGAAUGGCAACAAUAGAAGAAGAAAGACUGAGAAGGAGGAGGAUGCGGAGUUGUUGAGAGAUGAAGAGGAUGAAUCUUCAACGAUCUACGAGUUCACUGAAUCUCCCGGUUAUGUUCAAGGUACCUUGAGAGCAUAUCAAAUCCAGGGUUUAAACUGGCUGAUUUCACUGCACGAGAAUAACAUCUCUGGUAUCCUCGCAGAUGAGAUGGGUUUGGGUAAAACCCUACAGACCAUCUCGUUCUUGGGAUACCUGAGGUACAUUCGUGAUAUCAAAGGUCCUCACUUGGUUAUUGUUCCCAAAUCCACUUUGGAUAACUGGUCAAGAGAGUUCGCCAAAUGGACACCAGAAGUGAAUACUUUCAUCCUACAAGGUGAUAAAGAAACAAGAGCCAAUCUUAUCCAAGAUAAGCUCCUCGCUUGUGAUUUUGAUGUCUGUAUUACCUCAUACGAAAUCAUCAUCAGGGAGAAAGCUCAGUUCCGAAAGUUUGACUGGGAGUACAUCGUCAUCGAUGAGGCCCACAGAAUUAAGAACGAGGAGUCAAUGCUCUCACAGAUCAUCAGAAUGUUCCAUUCCAAGAACAGACUAUUGAUCACAGGUACACCACUACAAAACAACCUGCACGAAUUGUGGGCUCUUUUGAACUUCAUCCUUCCUGACGUGUUUGCUGAUUCUGAAGCAUUUGAUCAAUGGUUCCUCGCUUCAAAUGAAGGAACACCAGAUCCGUCCAUUCCAGAGGAUGACAGGGAAAAGUCAAAACAAGAUCAAGUCGUCCAACAGUUGCACAAGGUUCUUCAACCAUUCCUCUUGCGUCGUAUAAAGAAUGACGUUGAAAAAUCGUUGAAGCCUAAAAAGGAACUCAACCUAUACAUUGGAAUGUCUGACAUGCAACGCAAAUGGUACCAAUCUAUUUUAGAAAAGGACAUUGAUGCUGUGAAUGGUGCUAACGGUAAACGGGAGUCCAAGACUCGUCUGCUUAACAUUGUGAUGCAACUCAGAAAAUGUUGCAACCAUCCGUAUUUGUUCGAAGGUGCAGAGCCAGGUCCACCAUACACAACUGAUGAACAUUUGGUCUACAACUCCCAAAAACUCAAAGUCUUGGAUAAACUUUUGAAAAAGCUCAAAGCUGAAGGGUCUCGUGUAUUGAUCUUCUCCCAGAUGUCCCGUAUGCUUGAUAUUUUGGAGGAUUACUGCGUUUUCAGAGAUUAUAAAUACAACAGAAUCGAUGGUCAAACUGACCACGCUGAUCGUGUCAAAGCUAUCGAUGAGUACAACGCUCCAGACUCUGAUAAAUUCAUCUUUCUAUUGACCACACGUGCUGGUGGUUUGGGUAUUAACCUGACUUCUGCUGAUAUUGUUGUGCUGUACGAUUCUGAUUGGAAUCCUCAGGCUGACUUACAGGCCAUGGACCGUGCUCAUAGAAUUGGUCAGACAAAACAAGUGAAAGUUUUCAGACUUGUCACAGAGAAUGCCAUUGAAGAGAAGGUUUUGGAGAGAGCCACUCAAAAGCUUAGAUUGGAUCAGUUAGUCAUUCAACAGGGCCGUAACAAUGGUGGUGUACAGCCAGCACAGUCUUCAAAGGCUACAACUAAAGAUGACUUGCUCAACAUGAUUCAAUUCGGUGCUGCAGAUGUCUUCAAAUCCUCCGGCAAUGGUACCGAUGAUGAUUUCAAUCUUGAGGCAAUCUUGGAAAAGUCAGAAGAGAAAACCACUCAGUUGAGCGAGAGAUACUCUAAGUUAGGGUUAGAUGACUUGCAAAAGUUCUCCUCGGACUCUGCGUACGAAUGGAACGGUGAAGACUUCAAGAAGAAAGAUCAUUCUAAGAUUGCAGAGAUCACAUGGAUCAAUCCUGCAAAGAGAGAGCGCAAGGAGAACUAUUCGAUCGAUAUGUACUACAAGGAUGUUCUUAAUACUGGUGGAAGAACUACUCAAGAUAAGAGAUUGCCAAAGCAACCUAAACAGCCAAACAUUUUUGACCAUCAGUUCUACCCUAUCAAGCUUCAAGAGAUCUUUGAUAAAGAAACAGCCUAUUAUAGAAAGCAAAUUGGUUUCAAAGUCCCCCUGCCAGACGGACCUGCAUCGAAAUUAGCUGAGAGAGAAGCCCAGCAAAACUUGCAACAACUUGAGAUUAAAAACUCAAGACCUUUGACCGAGGAGGAGGAAGCAGAGAAAAACGAGCUUCUUGAGCAAGGUUUCUCCAAAUGGUCAAGAAGAGACUUCACUGCAUUUAUCCAGGCUUGUGCCAAAUAUGGCUGCAACUCGUUGACUGCGAUUUCCUCUGAAUUCCCAGAGAAGACUGUUGACGAUGUUCGUGAAUAUGCAAAGGCCUUUUGGAAGAACUACACGCAAAUCGAAGGGUACGAUCGUUACAUCUCACAGAUAGAGGCUGGUGAAGAUAAAAUCCGUAAAGCUCAUAUCCAGAAGGAGGCCUUGAGGUUAAAGUUAUCCCAGUACACCAAUCCUCUUCAAGAUUUAGUCCUGAAGUUUCCGCCUGCUACCACUAACAGGCGUACCUUUUCUGAGGAAGAAGAUAGAUACCUUCUUGUUCAGUGUUACCGUUAUGGCCUUGACCGUCCUGAUCUGUUUGAAAGAAUUAGAGAUAGCAUAAGACUAUCACCACUGUUCAGGUUUGAUUUUUUCUUCCAGAGCAGAACUCCUAGUGAGUUGAGCAGAAGGGCCAAUACCCUUCUGGCUUGUGUUGCGAGAGAGAUGGACUCUUCACUCAGCAAGAAGAGAAAAUCCACUACUCCUGCUGAAGACGAUGCACCACCAAAGAAGACUACAAAGGGCAAGUCUAAGAAAUGAACACUACGUUCAUUGUUCUAUUCUAGUAAUUAAAUAAUCGUAUUAAAAGU